AUGACAAUUGUGAUAUUGAUCUUUGUACACGGGUUGACCGGCGACUACGAACAAACGUGGAAAGCAGAAAAUGCAGCGGACCCGUGGCCAAAGAGCUUAUUACCUUCUAUAAUCACAAAUGCUCGGUUACUCACAUUCGGAUACGAUGCGAACGUGAUUGGAAAAGGCCAAGUAUCGGAAAAUGGGCUUAGAGAGCAUGCAAUGGCUUUGGUGAAUGAUCUUGCGCGCGUCAGAAACAAGACAAAAACAAACGAACGUCCGAUUAUAUUUGCCUGCCAUAGCCUUGGGGGGCUCCUCUGUAAAGAUGCCCUCGGUUAUGCCAGAGACUGUCUAGAAGAGAGGCAUCGGCAGAUCAAUUGUUGCACUCGCGGAAUUGUUUUUAUUGGCACUCCUCAUCAUGGCUCCGAUCUUGCACCUGUUGCCAGAAAGCUGGCGAGAUAUCUGGGAAGAUUCAAACAGACUAAUUCUGCAAUCCUUGACGUUCUGGAAAAGGGCUCCGAUACUUUGUCACGGAUUCAGCGUGACUUUGCAAACAUGCUUCGUUCACGAAAUGAAGUGUCAAAAGACCCCAGCCAUUUAUCGCCCAUUGAGAUUGUAUGCUUCUUUGAAGAACUUCCAUUAGAUAUCGUUGGUACCGUUGUCUCCAAAGACUCGGCGAUCAUGCCGUCCUCGAAUGCGAUCGGACUCCACUGCAACCAUAUUGAUAUGACCAAGUUCGACGACAAGGAGGACGAGAAUUUCGACCGUAUCGCCGCAGAGCUCCAAGAGAUGUGCAAUAAAAUUGCGGGAGACAAGACCGACAAGACGGAUAGAACGAGCCUGGCUUCUCAUAGUUAG
Molecule: messenger RNA, 837 nt
Organism: Penicillium canariense
Lineage: Eukaryota; Fungi; Ascomycota; Eurotiomycetes; Eurotiales; Aspergillaceae
Product: esterase/lipase family protein
Exons: 5
Coding region: 1-837 (278 amino acids)
Source: RefSeq, a predicted model, not a curated record